Lingula anatina is the source of this 1706-nucleotide messenger RNA. RefSeq names its product arrestin domain-containing protein 2. The record is from RefSeq and is a predicted model, not a curated record. NCBI's taxonomy places the organism in Eukaryota, Metazoa, Brachiopoda, Lingulata, Lingulida, Lingulidae. Gene Ontology annotation, cellular component: cytoplasm. Gene Ontology annotation, biological process: protein transport.
GAGGAAUCUAAUAUAGGCAGUGAGAGGCACACACACAGCAAUAUGUAGCAUGUUGUCUGUCAUCUUGCUCAUCAACUGGGUAUUAUAGCAAGUUCAUAUUAAAAGAUAUGAACUAUUCAGAUUCGUCGGCAUAUAUUCGCAACGGGAAAUCUUAGCACUGUUUUUGCCACUGAAUGAAAGCAGACGACAUAAAUUAAAUGGCGGACGGCUACGAAUUUACUAUAACGUUUAAGGGAUCUGAAGCCCUCUUCCACGCGGGUGACAAGAUUCAAGGUUAUGUAACAUUGAAAUUGACGGAUAUGUUAGCCAUUAAAGGUAUCGAAUUAGUUUUAUAUGGCUAUGGGAAGAUCUUCUGGAAGCAACAGUCAGCUGCUAAAGGAGACAACAGCCAAACGAAUUAUGAAGCGUCUGAGACUUACCUUGCAGAGCACCUCUGGCUUUGGGGAGAUUCCCCAUCGGGUUUUGCAGUCCCCGAAGUUCUCUCCGCUGGUACCCACGAUUUUCCAUUUAGUUACGAAUUGCCAUCAGACUUGCCUUGUUCUUUCACUUCACAGCAUGGCCGGAUCUCCUAUAGUGCCAGUGCUAUACUCUGGAUGCCCAAUAACAUGAAGUUGAAAACUACAGCACCACUUUUGAUCCUAAAAGAUCUAGAUCUAAGCAUGGAGCCAUUUGUAUUGGACGGUAUCAAAGAUGCCAAGGACGUGUCUUGGGAAACGGCGUGCUUUACGUGUAGGCUGAUGAAAUGUUGUGCAAAAACAGAUCGAAACGGGUUCGUGCCAGGAGAGGUCAUUCGAGUUUGGGUUCAGGUGGAUAAUCUCACUUCAACCAGAGUUUACGUGCGAGGAUUAUCUGUUGAGCUAAAACAGAUUUUAAUAUACGGUACAAAUCCAUUAAAUGUCUGCUCUGCCUCACACAAGACUAUAGCAGUAGUGACAAGACACCAGGAAGGACGAAGACAAAAAGUUAAACGCCUGCACAGUUUUGCGUGGAAAAGCGUAUUUCUGCGCAUCCCACCGCUGCCACCAUCACGACUCGAUGGCUGUCGAUUUCUAAAUAUAAAAUACGAAAUAACGGUCAAAUUCAAUGUCCACGGAAAAACGAUGCAAUUAACAUUACCAGUUCUUAUUGGGACUUUGCCUCAUAGAAAUACUGAAAUUUACAAGACUGGGAUCUUGGCCUAUGAAGAAGGUUUUCAUAUGCCAGAGGGCCGCGAGGAGCACGAAGUGAAACUGUGCGAGUGUGAAAAUGGAGACGUGGAUGAAAUACACCCUGGUUACCGGCUUCUCCCUCGAUACAGAAUAUACCGUCACAUGCGUACCACAAGUAACGACACCCUCAUAUAUAGCCUUGAAAGCAGUCCGCAGCCUUUCCGCAAGCACGAGUCUUGGGUGGAAUACGAAAAAUGUACAAAUCGAGAAUCGUUGGUGUAAUUCUUCAUGGGACUGGCCUUUCGUGUAUUUAUUUGGUUUAAGCGUUAGGCUAUAUUUCCGGUAGUAAAUAUGUACUUUUUUAGACUUAUACUUUUUAUAUAAGUAUAGUGAUUAUUAUUAUUUAAUAUUGUUAUAACUGAUUUUUGCAAGAGUCUUAAAUUUUUCAACAGAAUGAAAAGUAUUUAAAUAACUGGGGAUUUUAUUUUUCUCUGUCCGGAUAUUUUGUCCUUCAACACAGUAUGUGAAGUAUGGCUUUCUCUGUGAUACCUUGUUUAA